AUCCAGACGUUUAAUGUUGAGGCACCAUGCCAGACCGUGGAAGAUUUAACGAGUGGGGUUGUGAUGGCCCAGGUUCUUCAAAAAAUAGACCCGGCUUACUUUGAUGAAAAUUGGCUGAACAGAAUCAAAACAGAAGUAGGAGAUAAUUGGAGGCUGAAGGUAAGCAACCUGAAGAAAAUUUUGAAGGGAAUAUUGGAUUACAAUCAUGAGAUUCUGGGGCAACAGAUAAAUGACUUCACCCUUCCUGAUGUUAACCUGAUUGGAGAGCAUGCUGAUGCUGCAGAGCUUGGGAGAAUGCUUCAGCUUAUUUUGGGAUGCGCUGUGAAUUGUGAACAGAAGCAAGAGUACAUCCAGACCAUAAUGAUGAUGGAAGAAUCAGUUCAACAUGUUGUCAUGACAGCCAUUCAGGAGUUGAUGAGUAAAGAGUCUCCAGUCUCUGUUGGAAAUGAUGCUUACGUUGACCUUGAUCGGCAGCUGAAGAAAACUACAGAAGAAUUAAAUGAAGCAUUAGCAACAAAAGAAGAAAUUGCCCAGAGAUGUCAUGAGUUAGAUAUGCAGGUUGCAGCCCUCCAAGAGGAGAAGAGCAGCCUGCUUGCUGAGAACCAGAUUUUGAUGGAACGCUUAAAUCAGUCUGAUUCUAUUGAAGAUCCCAACAGCCCUGCAGGUCGUAGGCACCUGCAGCUGCAGACACAACUAGAACAGCUCCAAGAGGAAACAUUCAGAUUAGAAGCUGCCAAAGAUGACUAUCGAAUACGCUGUGAAGAACUAGAAAAGGAAAUUGCAGAAUUGAGACAACAAACAGAAGAGCUUACUACACUGGCAGAGGAGGCUCAGUCUUUGAAGGAUGAGAUAGAUGUACUCAGGCAUUCUUCUGAUAAAGUAGCCAAGUUAGAAAGCCAGGUAGAGUCAUACAAAAAGAAAUUGGAAGAUCUGGGUGAUUUGCGGCGUCAAGUGAAGCUUUUAGAGGAGAAGAAUACAAUGUACAUGCAAAAUACUGUGAGCCUGGAGGAAGAAUUAAGAAAGGCCAACGCAGCACGCAGUCAGCUGGAAACAUACAAGAGACAGGCAGUUGAACUACAAAACAGGUUAUCUGAAGAGUCCAAGAAAGCUGAUAAAUUAGAUUAUGAAUGCAAACGACUGAAAGAAAAAGUAGACAGCCUCCAAAAAGAAAAAGAUAGAUUAAGAACAGAAAGGGAUUCCUUGAAAGAAACUAUUGAAGAGCUUAGAUGUGUACAAGCACAGGAGGGUCAACUCACCACUACAGGAUUGAUGCCUCUGGGAAGACAAGAGCCUUCUGACAGUUUAGCAGCAGAAAUCAUUACUCCUGAAAUAAAGGAGAAACUCAUUCGCCUUCAGCAUGAGAACAAGAUGUUAAAAUUGAACCAAGAAGGUUCUGACAAUGAAAAGAUUGCCUUGUUGCAGAGCCUUCUUGAUGAUGCAAACUUACGGAAGAAUGAACUGGAGACAGAAAACAGAUUGGUAAAUCAGAGACUUCUAGAAGUGCAGUCCCAGGUUGAAGAACUACAAAAAUCUUUACAGGAUCAAGGUUCAAAAGCUGAAGAUUCAAUUCUUCUGAAAAAGAAACUUGAAGAACAUCUAGAGAAGCUCCACGAAGCUAACAAUGAGCUACAGAAGAAACGAGCAAUUAUUGAAGAUUUGGAACCAAGAUGCAAUAACAGUUCACUUAAAAUUGAAGAAUUACAAGAAGCUUUACGGAAGAAGGAGGAGGAAAUGAAACAAAUGGAAGAACGAUACAAAAAGUAUUUGGAAAAGGCCAAAAGUGUCAUCCGCACAUUAGAUCCUAAACAGAACCAGGGUGCUGCUCCUGAGAUUCAGGCACUGAAAAAUCAGUUGCAGGAGCGGGACAGAAUGUUUCAUUCUCUGGAGAAAGAAUACGAGAAAACAAAAAGUCAAAGAGAAAUGGAGGAAAAAUUUAUCGUUAGUGCCUGGUACAAUAUGGGGAUGACUCUGCACAAAAAAGCAGCAGAAGACAGACUGGCUAGUACAGGCUCAGGACAGUCCUUCCUGGCUAGACAAAGGCAAGCCACGAGCACAAGGAGAUCUUACCCUGGUCAUGUUCAGCCAGCAACAGCAAGGUAGAGAAGCCUUGCCCUUAGAAAGAAAACUGCCCUGUGAUCCAGGCCACUUCUGUUGCAAGUGACAACAUUCAAGGAAAAUAAACCAGCAUCCUUUCUCUUUCUCCCUUGUUACUGCUAUUAUUUUACAGUUCAGGAAAGGGUUUUAUUAUGGUUUCUCAUUGUUCUGUAAUGCCCUUUGCUUAUAUUUUUGAAGUCCAUCUCUCUCUCUCUCUCUCUCUGCAUUUUUUGAAUGUGCCAAAAUUUUAAAACCAUCUAGAGGAGUGCUGUAUAAUAACAGUCUUAUUUGUAUGAAGCCUGGUCUCUUAUGAAAAGCCUCAUGUGGACCAUGUAACAAUGUAAAUUUCUUGUCACAGUUGGUACUUUUGUGCCAUAAGGGUUGCUAUGCUUUAUAUAAGACUGUUCUUGUUCAAAGGGAAUUAGGUUUUUUAUUUCAUGUGCUAACCUGUUGCUUCAGAAAAAUGCUGAAAUCUCAGUACAGAAAUGCAAAAUUAGAAUACAAUGUUAUUGUGAAAUGUAUUUCCUGCUAAAAAACUUACCAAUGCAAAAAAUAAUGAUUUUUUUUUUUUUUAAUUUCCUACAUGCAAAGUUUUUUCUUAUUUUUGGCAUUUGAUAGGGAAGCAGGAUGAUUUUUUCAGGUUUUUCUUUAUCAACUGGUGUUACCUCUCGCUCGUAGAGAUGAAUAUUUUCAAAUGGUUUGUUCCACUCUUCUUGGUCAAGUGUACUCUUAAAUACAUAUUCUAAAAAAGUGGAGAAAUAUUUAGAAUGCUCUAAUAUGCUACUGCAUCAUCCAUUUAAAAAGGACAUUUGUUUUAAAUUUUAUAAUUAUGGAUGAGGAAUACAUAAUGGAUCAAGGCCCCAAUUAAUAUUGUUAAUGUAUUCCAGUUGUCAUCCCCUACUAAAAUACUUGCUUUUAAUAUAUUGAUUCUGGGGAUAAUUGUAUCAGUUGCCUUACUAAUGGUACCAGUGCCUUCAGGUGAGUUUGUUGCUGACUUUGUUGGAAACUGGCUGUGAUUUGUUGUACUUCCUUUUGAGUAUGUAGCUCCUUAAUUGUUGUAGUACCUUCAUGUUCAUCAGUGGGGUGGAUGGAGGUUCCUCCUAUUUAGGUUCUGUUCCUACAAAGUUGUGCUUUUUCCCCUGACUAAUUCUCUGCAUUCCCUAUCACUUUUGUUGAAGAAUUUUUGGACACAGAGAACCUGAAUAUUGGUUGAAACUUCCAUAUACAUACAUCUUGUUGUAAUUUAGUUUUAAAUAGUUUUCAUUUAGAGACUGUUUGGACCCUGAUGCACAUGCAGUUGGUUUAUUCUUUUAUCUUAUUUUAAUACCCUCCCAAGUGAAGACAUUUUGUUAUAAAUCCCUUUAGAGAAAAUACAUAAUAGCAUUUAUUAAUCAUCUGAAUGUCUAUGUUAAUUCACAAGUUGGGUAGAAUGAGCAAAGGAUAAUUAAAACAAGCACACCUAGAUUAAAGGGUAAUAAACAGGUGAAUAACAUUUUUAGGUACUGCUGCUUUAUUCUCAAGUACAUGAUCUGUUUUAAUUUAGGCUAAGAAAUACAUUCAGUAUGUGUCUGAUAAUAAUUUUCAGUUCUGGUUAUCCACCCCCCCCCAGAAACAGAUGCUGAAUUCUAUUAAUUGCAUGUAGCUUUACUCUUCACAUUUGGAAAAAGACGGUUUUCUGAAAGUUCUCUUUACUUAUUCAGGGUAUGACAGGUCUGGGCUGUGGUCGCAAGGAUUAGGUAAGACAUUGCAAGUUUCUUGUGUGCAGGAAGGUAACAAUGAGAAGGAAGUUGAGGACAAUUUCUGUAGCUCAGUGAGGUGAUACUCAUUUUGCUGUCUCUUACUGAGAUACAGAAUGCUGUGUGUGUUAUCUGGCAAGAUGGCUACAGUUUGUGUGGGACAUCUUUCAUUGAUCUGGUUGUGCAAUGUAUUCUAGUAAUUUGAAGAACUCUUUGCCUCAUGCUGUGUGUGAACAGGAGCAAAUAAGAUCAGUUCUCCGAGGGAAUUUGGUGUUCUUGUUUGAGAUUACAGCAUUUUAUAUCAGAGAAAGAACCUAAGAAUACCUAAAGCUUCCUUUUUAUUUUAAUCUGUCUGGCUUUUUCUGUUACUAAACUGCUAAAGGCUAUUUGUAAAAGAAAGGAAUGUGACCUUAACGGGAAGCUUUAUCUCUUAAUUUUGUCUAAUAAUUUAAUUCCCUAUUGCUGUUAAUCAGGCUCAGGUCUAAAAUAACUAGAACACGGUCUGCAAUCUAGAAUACAACUAGUUGCUUUUAUUUUGUUAACACUUGUUUUACCAUUUUGCCUCCAAAGUUUGGAUGAUUAGUUAGGAGAUGAACAAAUGCUGGUUAGAGGCCUUGUCUUUUGCUUUUACUUUCCAAUCUCUCAUGGCUUCUUUUGCUUCUUGGCAGUUGUUGGCUUUUCUCUUCUGCUUUGUGAUUCUGUCUUUCCUUUUCCCUUAAGAUAAGACACUAAAGUGUUUUUUGUAGUUCCCUUCAAGAAUAUAUAGCAUCAUUAUGUAGCAUCAAAGACUAAUAUUGAAUCUGAGCUUUCCUGUUGCCCACAGUGAUUGUUGGGCAAGUGAACAAUCAUUAUGUCUUUUGAGAAUUUACAAACCUGCAGAAAUUCUGGUAUUUCCCAGAAUUUUUGUUGAACAUAAAAACCUAAAAAUGUACUGCACUCUUGAGGAAGUAUACUUGGUUGCUGUCCAGUUCCAGUAAGUCAUUUGUUCUGCCUUAAGGAAUUUAAUUCCUUAUUCUUUAGCAUUUUAAUUCUGUUACUUGCUGCAUACAUCCAUUGUUAAUCUUUGGGUGUGAAUGAAUGCAAGUGGUAAACAUCAUUAAACCUCCUCUUUCACAAGAACAGCUUCUUUAUUCGAAGGGUUCAAGUUUCAUUAUUUUCCUUGCUUGUUAUGUAGCUUUGAAAGUAGUGUGGUAUUAAGAAAAAGAAGAAGCUCAGAGUGUAACUCCAGGGAAUAAACACAUAUGUAGGUGAGCCACCAGUGAAUGUUCUUUAUUUGUCUUAUCUUCAGUAAUAAAAGAAUAUAAGCAAUAAACCCAAGCUAUGAAACAGAAUUCUCUCAGUACAUUGGAUAGUUCUAGGAAGUUUUUAGGGAUACUUUUUUCCUGAGGCAAUAAAGACUGUUUACAUCAAAAUUGUAGUGGUAAUUGCUAAAGCAAUGCUAUAUCCUGUCCUGAUACACUACAG
Messenger RNA from Neopelma chrysocephalum (saffron-crested tyrant-manakin), 5294 nucleotides. RefSeq names its product hook microtubule tethering protein 3 (gene HOOK3). Bases 64 to 2100 code for a protein of 678 amino acids. The transcript is spliced from 21 exons. Lineage: Eukaryota; Metazoa; Chordata; Aves; Passeriformes; Pipridae. Gene Ontology annotation, biological process: cytoskeleton-dependent intracellular transport; cytoplasmic microtubule organization. The record is from RefSeq and is a predicted model, not a curated record. Gene Ontology annotation, molecular function: microtubule binding; dynein light intermediate chain binding. Gene Ontology annotation, cellular component: centrosome; cytoplasm.